AUGUUCCGAUCAGAUAAACCGUUCACCGCCGUCUCCGUGCAGAUUGAGAAUCUGACGAGCGAGCAAUACGAAGUCGAAGACUCGAGUGGAAUCGUUGACUUGAUCGAAGUCGUCCAGAUCCAGGGGACUGGUCCACGCGAAGCUAGUCGUGCGUUGCGGAAGAAAUUGAAAUACGGCAACCUCCACCGUCAGCUACGAGCCCUCACAAUAUUAGAUUUUCUCAUCCAGAAUGCGGGCGAACGAUUCCUGCGUGGAUUCGCCGACGAACCGCUACUCGAACGUCUUCGUAUUGCCGCCACAGAUCCCGUAUCUGACCCAGAGGUGAGGAAGAAAUGUCAACAGCUCUUUGGGCAAUGGGCAGUAAGCUACAAGGACACUCCAGGCAUGGGUGGGAUCACGGCGCUUUACAGGCAGCUUCCAAAGCGAAAACAGCCAGCACAGCAGGCUCAAGCCAAAGUUCUUCGGGAAACGGCAGCACCACCCCCCGAGGUGCCGAUGGGCCACUCAGUGUCAAUAUCAGUUGGAGAAGGCCCUUCGACUGUAUUGACGUCCCCGAAGUCAGCCAAGAAGUCCAAACGUAGCUCCACAUUCGGCUCCUCUAGUUCAAAGGGUCACAAAAAAUCGGGCUCCAAGAUUUUUAAUAUGGAGAAAGAGAAGCCCGAGAUUUUGCAGACAAUCGCGUCGUCGUCGGUGGCAAGUACCAAUCUUCAAAAUGCGUUAAAACUAGUCAAUCGCGAAACACACCGAGUGAGCGAGGAUGAAGAAGUCAUUACCCAGUUUGAAAGAUGCAAGAAUCUACGACGACAGAUUCUACGCUAUAUCCAACACAUCGAAAGUGGUGAUCUUCUCGGCAGUUUAAUUCACGCUAACGAAGAGCUCGUUACUGGAUUGAUGGCGUUCGAGGUGCUCGACAAGAGUUUAGACUACGAUAGUGAUAGCGAAGAUGAGGGCUAUCUGCGAGCCAUUGACAAGGGUUUCUCUGGAAUAAGCAUUGGGCCUCCUAAACCGCCUCGACCUGCACGACCGACAAGCAUACCAGGAUUUCCUACAGAUAACAAGAAAUCUCCGUUCAACCUCAAUGACUUGGAAAGUGCCAGCGAGUCUGAGGAGGAUGAUGACGAAAAUAAUCCUUUCGGAGAUAGGAAUGAAGUGUCGACUCCAUAUCUUGAAAAGCAGCAACCUACCUGGAGGGAAGUCUAA
Talaromyces marneffei is the source of this 1200-nucleotide messenger RNA. RefSeq lists its product as uncharacterized. Gene Ontology annotation, cellular component: actin cortical patch. The record is from RefSeq and is a predicted model, not a curated record. Bases 1 to 1200 code for a protein of 399 amino acids. The transcript has 4 exons. Lineage: Eukaryota; Fungi; Ascomycota; Eurotiomycetes; Eurotiales; Trichocomaceae. Gene Ontology annotation, molecular function: phosphatidylinositol binding; ubiquitin binding. Gene Ontology annotation, biological process: actin cortical patch localization; endocytosis; actin filament organization.